CGACCAAUAGGAUUGUGCAAAGCGUCCUAAGCGGAUGUCACAUCCGGUCUGAACAGCCGGCAGGAUUGAAGGAAAAAUCUGGAGUAUUCCCCUAGUUGUGUCGUUUAUCUUUAAACACGCUUGAUUUGAGUUUAUUCGUGCUGACACAAUGACUUUCGAUGUGCGGAGGUUCGAUAUCUACAGGAAAGUGCCCAAAGAUCUUACCCAGCCCACGUAUACUGGAGCUUUCAUUUCAAUAUGUUGCUGCUUCUUCAUGUUGUUCCUCUUUCUCUCAGAACUGACGGGAUUCAUCGCUACAGAAAUAGUAAAUGAACUGUAUGUGGAUGACCCCGAUAAGGACAGUGGGGGGAAGAUAGAUGUGAGUGUAAACAUCAGUUUGCCAAACUUACACUGUGAUUUGGUGGGUUUGGACAUCCAGGAUGAGAUGGGGCGGCAUGAAGUGGGCCACAUAGAGAAUUCAAUGAAAGUGCCUCUAAACAACGGUCACGGGUGCCGCUUUGAAGGGGAGUUCAGUAUUAAUAAAGUUCCAGGAAACUUUCAUGUGUCAACACAUAGUGCGACUGCUCAGCCUCAGAGCCCUGAUAUGACCCACAUCAUCCACAAACUUGCCUUUGGGGAGAAGCUUCAGGUGCAGCAUGUCCAGGGGGCUUUUAAUGCAUUAGGUGGAGCCAACAGACUUCAGUCCAAUGCUUUAGCAUCUCACGAUUACAUUCUGAAGAUCGUCCCUACAGUUUAUGAGGACCUGGGAGGGAAGCAGAGAUUUUCCUACCAGUACACUGUGGCAAACAAGGAGUAUGUGGCGUACAGCCAUACUGGACGCAUCAUCCCAGCGAUAUGGUUUCGCUAUGACCUGAGUCCAAUCACAGUGAAAUACACAGAGAGGAGACAGCCCUUCUACCGCUUCAUCACUACUAUUUGCGCUAUCAUCGGCGGGACAUUCACAGUGGCCGGCAUCAUUGACUCCUGCAUAUUCACAGCCUCUGAAGCCUGGAAGAAAAUCCAGAUUGGGAAAAUGUCAUGAGUAUUCAUAUCUACGUACCAUGUCUUUUAUUUAUGCCAGCUAAACCUCUGCACACCUGUCAGUACAACCUGACCCACACUAGCCACAACUGGAAAACAUUGUCACUCCAGUUCAUUUCUUGGUGUGCUCAUUUGGAUAGACUGGUUUUUAUCUCUAAACAUUUAAUACAAUGAAUUACAGGGAUUUCAUUUGGAGGAUGUAGGUGGUUUCUGACUUCAAUGCCAUAUUAAUUCACCCAAAACUUUAAUAGUGGAACUGAUGUGGAAGGAACCUGUCUCACUCAUUGGUAGGACGCCAGUGUUUCCUCAUUCAAAUAGACGUUACUGAGAUGUGUAAGUGUUACAUACCAGGCAUUGUGUCCCUUUGAUUGGUUUAAAUAGAAUUCCACAAGAGAAAUAAUAACUGAAUUCAGUAUGUACCUUCAUAGGAAUUGAACUGUUUACCAAGUCCUGCUUGGGUUUAUCUCAUGAAACCUGUCAAAGAGCAUAUCUUAUUGGAGUUCUGGGGUCAUAUUGCACCUCAAAAUUCAAUGAAUUAUUAUAAUUUUUUUAAUUAAUAAAUAAAAAAAAUGAUUUGAAAAAAAUUUUUACAUUGUGAUUUAUUUGCAUGACAAUUAAACCCAUUUCCCCCAAUUCUCAUUACACUAUACAAAUAAUUAUAUAUUGGUAUUAGUAUAUUGGAUUAUAUCAUGUAGCUUUUAAUAUGUGCAGAUUUAAAUUAUUUUACUGCAUUUUUACAGUAUUGUAUUACACUACUGGGAAUUAUCAUUGUCAGAAUAAUGUACAAAUGCAUUAUGGUAAUGAGAAUUUGUGGUUAAAUGUAUUUAAUUAUCAUGAAAAUGUCACAAUCCAAAUUAUUUUAAUGUUCCUAAAAUUGGAUUGAUUUUCUUAUUUCUUUGAUUUGGGGGUGAGCUGUCACCUGUAUGUAUUUCAUGCGAUGAACCUGUAGGUUUUUAAAGAAGUGCAUGCUGGUUUUAUUUAGGUUUAAUUAAGUCAUGUGGAUUCCCAUAUUGUCUUUUCAUGGUAUAUUUUAGUUAUCUUGCACUCCGGUGGCAUUCUGAUUGUAGACCUGUAUUUUACUUUGUUUGUUUGAUUGAAGGGAAAUUAUGAAUGUCGUCUUUUUUACCUGAAAGACUGUCGAAGGAAUGCUUUUUGUUUAUAUCCAUGUCUGUAAAGGUACUCUCUAUGGUUUAAUGAUACUUUUAUUUCCUCAGUCCAUAAUGUUUAUUGGUUGACCUUUUAUUGUUUUGAAGAUUAGGCUGGAAACGUGUUAUUUACGUCUUGUCAAGUGUUACCUCUCAACACUGCUGUAAAGAGGCUGAAUAAUUUCCUUUCAGUGUUUUGACCAUGUUCUAAAAAUCUGGUUGUACUGGUUACACAGGACUGUUCCACAUGAAAACAGGCUAUGCGUCAAAUGUGUGAUGUGUCGUUGCCACUAGUUGACAUGACAACAGAAGUGUAUUUUCACUACAUUUAAUGAGAACAGAAACCACAACCUACAUUUCAGCUUCGCUGCACAAGCUACUUGGAAAUGUCAUGGUCUUUUAGAACCUUUAAAGUUAAUUGUUUUUUUGUCAAACGUUAAUCAGACAAACCAUGAUGGUUGAGUUUCCGUGCUCAUUUCAGAAGUUUUCAUUUAGCCCUACUCGAUCAUGUGGUCACAUGGAUGUCAUCUUCUGGGCUACGCCACUUUUUUCUGUCUUUGUUUACCAUGUUUAGAAUAAACCACAGCAACAGCC
Molecule: messenger RNA, 2759 nt
Organism: Cyprinus carpio (common carp)
Lineage: Eukaryota; Metazoa; Chordata; Actinopteri; Cypriniformes; Cyprinidae
Product: endoplasmic reticulum-Golgi intermediate compartment protein 1-like
Biological process (GO): retrograde vesicle-mediated transport, Golgi to endoplasmic reticulum; endoplasmic reticulum to Golgi vesicle-mediated transport
Cellular component (GO): COPII-coated ER to Golgi transport vesicle; Golgi membrane; endoplasmic reticulum membrane
Source: RefSeq, a predicted model, not a curated record